AUGUCUCUAACGCCCACAACCUUUUCCUUGGUCGGAGCGCGGUCAACAUCGCGCUCUGGUACCCCCGCAUCCAAUGCUGGAGUCCCCACUGGCAGCGAAUUCCGCGCUUCGGCUUCCUCUCGCUCUGGUUCGGUGGUGGUCGUUUCCGAUAUCAGUGACGAAGACGACGAAGAGUCUCCCCCUGACACGCCCGCCUCAUAUAAUGGCAUGUCCCAGUUCCACGCCUUUAGAGAGAACCUCGAUAGCGUGGUUUGCGAAUGGAACGAUUGUGGCGAAGUUUUCAUGUACCUGCCACCGCUGAUUGAGCACAUGAGUGCCCAUAUUGGAAUGAACAAGCCCAGUUAUUGCUGUGAAUGGACAAGCUGCGCCAGACGCGGGAUGACACAGACCUCUCGUUUCGCGCUCAUAGCCCACAUGAGAUCGCAUACUGGAGAGAAGCCAUUUAUGUGUGCUCGUCCAGAGUGCGACAAAUCAUUUACGCGGUCAGAUGCUCUCGCAAAGCACAUGCGCCAGCAGCACAAUGUAGAGCCGCCCAAUACUGGCAGGCUCCGCAAAACCAAAUACCCUCGCAUCCAACCACCACUUCCGCCACCCCCACCCCAGCCACAUACACCACCUACAGAGCCUGUUUUCACGUCAUUCAAGCUGCCAGGGCAACCAGAUGUGAACGAGCAGCAGGAGGCAGAAAAUCAGAAGGAAUUAGAGGAGAAAAAAAAGACAGUGCUAACGGAUUCCACCACCCGUACGAGAAGCAGAAGCGGACGAACGCGUGAUCCACCCGACGAGACUAUGGAGGGACAAGCGCCACCACCCACGCAGUCCGGCUCUUCCACUCCAGCCACUCAACCAGCGACUGAAGGGCCGAGUAUGACCAACUCAAAUGGCACCCCAAACGGCCAAAUUCCACAAUUCGAGAUAUCGAUGGACAAUUUAAAUCCAGGAACUGAAUGGCCUCGUCCUGGAUACCCUCCACUCUCACCGCUUCCCGAAGGAGUGCGGACACCACCAUGGCUAACUUACCCUGAUGAUAAUAACGCCACGGACCCGCUACCGCCCCGGCUGCGAAGUCGCGUCGACCCUGACAAUUUUAAAAUAGACGGCCACUCGACUUCCAAGGUCAUGUACCUCAUCACCAAAGCCAAGCACCAAUACGCGUUGCAACGCCACGACGAACUCCGAAAUGAGUUAUACGCUGUGCGGGCUGAGCUGUCAUAUUAUGAAAGCGAGAAGGAGAUAGCCCUCAAUAACUUGAUGCGGGAAUACUUCGGUCCUCGAGCCGAACAUCUUAUUGAAGCUGUACCUCUACCACCCAGCGCUUUACGACCAGAGGUACAACCGACAGAUAUCUUCAAUAACUCGACGGCUGCGUUGAACGCCGCGAAUAUGUUGUCCAAUUAUCGACCUUGGUCAUCACAGCCGACUACUAGCUAG
This is a messenger RNA of Mycena indigotica, 1431 nucleotides long. RefSeq names its product INO80 complex subunit 1. Gene Ontology annotation, molecular function: RNA polymerase II cis-regulatory region sequence-specific DNA binding; DNA-binding transcription factor activity, RNA polymerase II-specific. The record is from RefSeq and is a predicted model, not a curated record. Gene Ontology annotation, biological process: regulation of transcription by RNA polymerase II. Bases 1 to 1431 code for a protein of 476 amino acids. Lineage: Eukaryota; Fungi; Basidiomycota; Agaricomycetes; Agaricales; Mycenaceae. The transcript is spliced from 4 exons. Gene Ontology annotation, cellular component: nucleus.